UGUAUUUGAAUAUGCGGUGCUGUGUAGUCUCCCGCCCAGUAGGGGUCGCGCCACACAGGUUCUCUGUGAGUAGUGGCUGGACGGAGAAGCCGGCGCUGCUUCUGUUUCCUGGUGAGUGGAUGUAAACAGAAGGAGGACGUUCACCUGUGGAUGGUAGCAGCAGCAGCAGCAGUGGUAGCAAACAUGAGCAGACUGGAGCUGUUGAACGUGUUUGUGAACGACAGGCUGGCGGCGGCCGGGGAGGAGAUCGUCCGCGCCGUCAAAGACGCGCUGGUCGAGUAUCAGAGUGAGAUCCUUCGCUCCAAGGAGGAGAACGAGCGGCUCAGACGACUCCUGAAUGUGGCCGUGCAGCGGCUGCUGCUGCAGCAGACAGGUGAACAGCAGCGGACAGGUGAGCAGCAGCAGCAUCAGCAGCAGCAGCAAAGGGCCACGUCCCAUGAAAAGCACCCCUGUUUGUUAUGCAGCAUGGCUGCUGUCAGUGUUGUCGCUGUCACUCAGACACUCCUUUCCUUGAGCAGUUUACACACUUCACUCUCCAGUCAGGAAAAAGAAGAGAACAGGGAAACCAAUGCAGGCCAGGACAAGAUAGCAGUUGAGACAACAAUAUUUUCCUUUAUCUGCACCAAGAAUGACUAUGAUGUUGUUCACUUUUCAGAACCUGUUCCCACUGUCCAUCCCCAAGAUGAUGGUCAGCCCUGUGAGUGGAGGAACAGUAUGGAGCUGCUGCCUCAGGUUAAAGAAGAGCCAAACCUCAGAAACAUCCAAAUAGAUUGUUCAUAUGAGGCAAGAGACUCAGAGGAAGGGAACUGCAGUCACACAGAGACAGUACAAGGGUCACUUCCUCUGCCAGCUGAGACUGUGUGCAGCAGACGAAGCGUCUCCCCACCUCAACUCACAUCCCAAGAGUUUAAGACAGAGGGCGACAGAAAAGAGAACUCUUCCAACAGCUUAGCAUCCUCUCUGACUGAUCACACAGACUGUAGCCUGGCUCAGAAGGACUCUUGCUCCAGUGCAGCAAAGAGUCACAGAACUCAGAAAGCAGAGCACCAGGUUAAAGGGUUACUCUGCUCAAAUGGAAAACAGAGUGUGCACGUCCUGCAGAUAAAGAAUGUGAGAUCCCUAAAGCCUCAGCUGCCUCGCGCCUCUCACCCAAGCCAGAGCAUCCAGAGGUGGCACAGCUGUAAAGAGUGUGGGAAAGGCUUCAGCUUUGCCUGCCAGCUGGAGGUCCACAUGCGUUGGCAUACUAAGGAGAAGCCAUACAGUUGCACGGUGUGUCGCAAGAGCUUCACCACAGUCAGCAUGCUGAAGAGGCACCACCGCAUCCACACUGGAGAAAAGCCCUUCCGCUGCCACGUCUGUGGGAAAUGUUUCAACCAGUCGGCACACCUCAACACCCACUUCAGGCUCCACACCAGAGAGAGGAGCAGCUGGGGCCGAUCAUCGCACACCAAGUGAUUCCGAGCAACAGGAAAUCAAUUCGUCAACUAAUAAUAACUUCCCGAAACUGCGGAAAAUUGAAACUUUCCGGCUCACACAGUGUACGAAACUGGUGUUUGAUUGUGUGUUAUUGUUCAACAUUGUUAUUGUUGUGCAAUAAAGUGUGGCAUACGACAUUUUCAGUGACACUGAUUGCACUUAACAGAAAAUAUUUGUGCCACAUCUUACUCACCUGUGUCAUAGUCAAAUACAGACAAAGCUGUAACAAAUCACAAAUACAGGCAUUAAUAACAAUAAAAAAGUAAAAGUAUGAACUUUAUGAACUCUUUCUGCUAUGACCAAUCAGAAAAGGUCAGACUCUAUUAUUGUUAUAUUUGACAUUGUGCUGUGGUGGUUAGCACUGCUUCCUCAUAACAAGAAGGCCAAAGGUUUGACCUUUCUGUGUGGAGUUUGCAUGUUGUCCUGAGGCCAGUGUGGUUUUUCUCCCACAGUCCAAAAACAUGCAGAUUGUGAUUAUGUUAAAUGUGGACUCGAAAUCGACCGCAGGUGUGCACGUGAGUGUGAGUGGCUAAAAAGGGUGACCUCUCCAGGAUAUCUCCACACUGCCUCGAACCCACUGUCAGCUGAGAUUAGCUUUAGCUCACUCUGGGGGCUUUCAUUUGCCCCAGCACAACACACUAUGGUUUCAUGUUUUAUUUUUAUUUUUUUAAAGAAAGCUACAAAGCAGAUUUCAACUGUCAUUAUUGAUGGUUCAGAAUCAACUAAAAAAUAAAUGAAAAGUAUUUUGUUGUGUGAUGAAGAUAUGGUGUACAUUUGUGGACAAUGAAACUGUUGCGGAAAGAGUCAGAGUCACAUCCUGUUGCUUUACAGUAGUUUCAUAUGGAAGUCAGGUGAUGUGACGUAAAGCAUCCCUCUUGAUUCCACAUAAUGUCAUAAUUGCAUCAGAAAACCUUUUUAAAAAAAAGAAGAAGAAGAAAACCACAUUACAGUGUAAUUUAGUUCAAAGCCCAGAAAAAGCAUUUUCCUAUGAUUGAUGUCACAAUCGCAAGGUCUUGG
Messenger RNA from Solea solea (common sole), 2493 nucleotides. RefSeq names its product zinc finger protein 850-like. NCBI's taxonomy places the organism in Eukaryota, Metazoa, Chordata, Actinopteri, Pleuronectiformes, Soleidae. Gene Ontology annotation, biological process: regulation of transcription by RNA polymerase II. The transcript is spliced from 3 exons. The record is from RefSeq and is a predicted model, not a curated record. Gene Ontology annotation, molecular function: RNA polymerase II cis-regulatory region sequence-specific DNA binding; DNA-binding transcription factor activity, RNA polymerase II-specific. The coding region runs from base 151 to 1455 and encodes 434 amino acids.